This is a messenger RNA of Mesorhabditis spiculigera, 2865 nucleotides long. NCBI's taxonomy places the organism in Eukaryota, Metazoa, Nematoda, Chromadorea, Rhabditida, Rhabditidae. The record is from the annotation of a GenBank genome assembly.
AUGUCACACCGCGACGAUGACUCUCAAGCGAACGCCACCCAGAGAUCUGACGGCGGUGAGGAGUACGACAGGGACAUCGAAGAGGCCCUCGGCAACUAUGAAGACGCCCCGGAUGAGGAGGAAGAUGAGGGUGAAGAUCUUUUCGGAGACAACAUGGAACGAUUUUAUCGCGAACAGCCCGAGCUCGAUCGCCUCUCCGAAUCCGGCCUCGACGACGACUCUGAUGUCGACGAAUACGAUCCGGAGGCCAGACGGCGCGCCGAAGCCGAGAUGAAUCGCCGCGACCAAAUCGACGACCCGGAUCGGCUGCUCUUCGGGCCGAUGGAGACUGACGGACGCAAGGAUCGGCGUAGACGUCGAAGGCGCGGACUUGACGAAGAUGAGGAGAUGCCGGCGGACGAGGACGAAAACAUCCCGAUCGACAUCAUCGAGAACAUGCGCGGACGGUCGAUGAAGGAUCACGUCAAUGACGAGGCCGUAGGGCGGGAGAUUGAGCGCCGUUUCAAGAAGUUCAUCCGCACGUUCCGCGAGGAGGGCAGCAGCCGGAUCAAGUACAUGGACGCCGUCCAGAAGAUUUGCUCUGAAAACAAGGAUUCGAUCACGGUCAACUACGACGAUCUGUCGGUGGAUUGCGGAGAGCAGAAUAUCGCCUACUUCUUGCCCGAAGCCCCGCUUCAAGUGCUCGCGCGCCUGAACAAGGCCAUUUCCGAUAUUGUCUUCGAAGUCUUCCCGUUCUACAGAAAUAUCUGUCCCGAAAUCAAGGUCCGUGUCAGCGAUCUGCCCGUCCAAGAGAACAUCCGGAUGCUCCGUCAGCUUCAUCUCAACAUGCUCGUCCGCACCUCUGGCGUCGUCACCCAGACCACAGGAAUCCUGCCGCAGCUGUCGUUGGUGAAGUAUGACUGCGUCGUCUGCAAGUAUCUGCUCGGCCCCUUCUACCAGCAGCAGAACGAGGAGGUCAAGCCGACGAUCUGCCCGUCGUGCCAGAGCAAGGGCCCCUUCGAGCUGAACGUGGAGAAUACGAUCUACCAAAACCUCCAACGUAUCGUCAUCCAAGAGAGCCCGAACAAGGUCGCCGCCGGCCGCCUGCCACGCAGCAAGGACGUCAUCCUCCUCGGCGACCUUUGCGACAGUUGCAAGCCCGGAGACGAGAUUGACGUGACCGGCAUCUACACAAACAACUACGACGGCGCGCUCAACUUCAAGCAGGGCUUCCCCGUGUUCACCACCUUCAUCCAGGCCAACCACAUCUACAACCGGGACAAGGUCGAGGAGAACCCGCUCAGCGAGGACGAGCUGAAGAUGAUUCGGGAGCGGUCGAACGAUCCGCAGAUUGCCGGCCACCAGUUCGCCUCCAUCGCCCCGUCAAUUCACGGCCACCAGGACGUCAAGAAGGCCAUCGCGCUCGCGCUGUUCCGCGGCGAGUCGAAGAACCCGGGCGAGAAGCAUCGGAUCAGGGGCGACAUGAACGUGCUACGCUGCAGUGACCCCGGAUGCGCCAAGUCGCAAUGCCUACGCUAUGCCGGCCACAUUGCCCCCCGCGCCGUGCUCACCACUGGCCAGGGCACUUCGGCUGUCGGUCGCACCGCCUACGUGCAGCGCCAUCCAGUCACCCACGAAUGGACCCUGGAAGCUGGUGCGAUGGUGCUCGCCGACAAGGGCGUCUGCCUGAUCGACGAGUUCGACAAGAUGAACGACCAGGUCCGUACUUCCAUCCACGGGGCCAUGGAGCAACAGUCGAUCUCCGUGUCGAAAGUCGGCAUUGUGACGUCGCUGCAGGUCGUCGAUGACCGUCCCCGCGUGAUGCGGAUUCGGCGCAUCUGGCCGCUCGUUACCCUGUGUUGCUUCAUUCUUCUGGUCCCUGGAGCUCAAGCAGAGCCUGGCGACGCGACCGCCGCUUGGGCCAAUUUCUGCUUGAACAUGUGCUGGCUCGUUGCCGGUGGGUUGAUGGGAGUUGCGGCGGCGCACCAUUUCCCUUCUGCCGAGCGACUGAUCGUCCACUCUGGAAUAGUGGCAUUUUUUGCUGGUUUUUUCUACUUUUGGGUGCUCCUCUAUCGGGCGUUUUGUGAUGGAUUUACGGGGAUGUCUAUAGAGUUUCCGUGGGCAGCAGUGGCGUGUCUCGCUUCGGCCGGUAUCCUCUAUUAUCUCAUGCUCGAAAAAUGGCGCAACGAGGACUACGUGAAAAGAAGAAUGCGCUCGUACAAAGAUCAAGUCCGCGCUGAAUUGGCUGAGGAGCGGUUCAUCGGAAAGCGAUGCUACUACUGCUGGACGAGGAUUAUAUGGCUCCAAGAAAAGCUGAAAUGUCGUCAAUGCCCCCGUCAAGCUCAUCCCCGAUGCAUCCCCGGCCGCCACGUAGUAGAUCGGGUUCGCCAGCAGUGGAGGGCAUCGUUCGACGCGCCGCUGGGCUGGGACGAGCUGUGCGCCGACUUCUACAUGGCAUUCCAAGCCCUGCGCGCCUACGACGAUGGGCUGCUGAUCAGCGCGUGCGCCAAGGUCCCCGUAAACGUGUACAGCAAACAAUGCCUCAAGUGGAUCAACACCGAGACGGGCGCCGUCGUCAAGAAGGUCCCCUGCGAGGGCAAGAACGACUCGGAGAUAUUUUUCCCCCGAAAAAUUCAAAGGCACAACGACGACAUCAUCGUGGUGGACAAGACGGGGCGUUUCUUGAAGUUUGACAAGAGCGGCGAGUACAAGGGAUUGGCCGCCCAAAUUGAUGCCUAUCUCGCGAAUGGCUUCUGCAUCAAGGACGACGGGGCGGCGAUUGUUUGCAGCGGCAUCGUGCAGGAUGAUGCGAAACGCUCGGUGUGCGACGACUGGGUGGAGGUGAUCCCGCUCGACGGCAGCUCGUGGAAGGAUAGAAGAAGGGAA